AUGCCCCAGCUCUUCACCGGCACAUUCGUCGACACCCCCGCCUCCUCCCACCUCAGAGUCAGGCGCAACCAUCUACUCGCUGUGGACGACCAGGGAUACAUCUCCCACGUCGCACCUCUAUCCGACCCCUCGUCUCAGGCUCUUCUCAAGGAUAACAACCCGACACAGUUAGGCAAGCACUCGUUCUUUCUGCCCACCUACGCCGACCUCCAUCUGCACGCUCCUCAGUACCUUUACGCCGGAACGGGCUUGGACUUGCCGCUCCUCCAGUGGCUGGAGAGGUAUGCGUACAGGGCAGAGGAGAGGAUCGAUAGCGACGAGGCGCUUGCAGAACGAGUGUAUGGGCGGCUCGUGGAGCGUCUGAGGGAGAACGGGACGGGGUGUGUGGUCUUCUUUGGAACCAUCGGCGUCAAGGCCAAUCUGGUAUUGGCGAGGAAGGUCCAGGAGUCUGGUAUCCGAGCAUUCAUAGGCAAGCUGUCGAUGGACGAAUCGCCCCGCCCGACUUAUGGCGAAGCUUCUGCCUUAUCCUCCCUCACUUCCCUCAACGAGUUCCUCGAUUCUUUCGAGUCUUACAUCUCCCAAUUCCCCAAGCACAGGCAGCUCGUCCAGCCUAUCAUUACUCCCCGAUUCGUCCCGGUCUGCUCUGACGAGCUGCUGGAGGGGCUGGCCAAGGUCAGCAAGGAAAGAAAUGUGCGCUUGCAGAGUCAUAUGUGUGAAGGGAGGGAUCAGAUAGAUAUGGUCAUGAUGAACAAGAAACUGGACGAUGAAAAAGUCUUUGACAAAUUUGGUCUCCUCACUCCUCAAACGCUCCAAGCUCACGUCACAUACCUUGACGAGGAUAUGUCUGUACUCAUGAAAGAGCGGGGUGUCACUAUCGCCCAUUGCCCCCUCUCAAACCAAUACCUUUCCGAACGCCAAUUCCCUCUCCGCGAGGCCCUCGAUGCCUCCCUCUCCCUCGGUCUCGGCACCGACAUUGCCGGCGGCUACUCUCCCUCUAUCCAUACUGCUAUGCGUCAAGCCGUGAUCAUCUCACGCAUGCGAGAGGGAGACAGGUGUGAGAAGGCGGGGUGCUCGUUCGCCGGAAUGAAGUCGGAGAAGGAGGGUGGGGGCCGGGAUCUGAGGGUGGAUUGGAAAGAGGCAAUGUGGGCUGCUACGAGGGGUGGAAAGGCUGGUAUGGGGCUGGGAGGUGCUCUGGAAGUCGGGAUGGAGUUUGAUGCUCAGCUCAUUGAACUUGCCAGCGACGAGAACCCGAUCGGCACUGGCCCUCUCGACCUCUUUGACCUUGAAGACAAGUCUAUUGACACUGACAAUGACGAGUGGUGGAUUGAGGUGCUAGAGAGAUGGUGGUCCAAUGGCGAUUGUAGCAACAGGAAGGGGAUGUGGACCCAGGGAGUCAAGGUUGCUUAG
This is a messenger RNA of Cryptococcus wingfieldii CBS 7118, 1407 nucleotides long. Its product is annotated as guanine deaminase. The coding region runs from base 1 to 1407 and encodes 468 amino acids. The record is from RefSeq and is a predicted model, not a curated record. Gene Ontology annotation, biological process: guanine metabolic process. NCBI's taxonomy places the organism in Eukaryota, Fungi, Basidiomycota, Tremellomycetes, Tremellales, Cryptococcaceae. Gene Ontology annotation, molecular function: guanine deaminase activity; zinc ion binding. The transcript is spliced from 6 exons. Gene Ontology annotation, cellular component: cytosol.